Messenger RNA from Chelmon rostratus (copperband butterflyfish), 757 nucleotides. It is a transcript of the gene atp5mj, whose product is annotated as ATP synthase membrane subunit j. The coding region runs from base 112 to 270 and encodes 52 amino acids. Gene Ontology annotation, cellular component: mitochondrion. NCBI's taxonomy places the organism in Eukaryota, Metazoa, Chordata, Actinopteri, Chaetodontiformes, Chaetodontidae. The transcript is spliced from 4 exons. The record is from RefSeq and is a predicted model, not a curated record.
UGAAUGACAUGCUACACAGUUGAGCGUAGAAGAAGACUUCCUCCCCACGACUUUGACGUUUAGCAGCAGCGCCUGUCCUGACCUUCCCUCUGUAGCGAGACAAACUAAAAGAUGGCUGGUCAGUUUUUUACAGCUUGGUGGGGCAAGAUGAGGCCUUACUACACAAAGGCAUACCAGGAGAUCUGGGUUGGAGUCGGCCUCAUGACGUACGCGUACUACAAAAUCUCCUAUGGGGGCAAGAAGGCUGUAAAGGACAAGCCUGCCCACUGAGUAUUCCACCAUGCUGACCACCCCUCCACCUGCUGUGAAAUAAUGCCCCAUUCGUUUGUCCGGAAGUCCAGCUUCAUAUUAGAAUUUAUGUUAAUAUGGAACAAAUAAAGUUUCUAUCCAAAACUUAAAUUUGUGUUUGUUACUUUACUCUAUAUAAUAAUGCCACAUGAGUGACCACAUGCAAAGGUGACUGUAGACAAAAAAAGGAGAGUGAGAAUUAAAAUUAGGCCCUUCUUUAAACAACAGUGAGCAGAUUAUAGUGUCGCCACAGUGAAUGUAUACACGUUUAAUAUGAAUAUUUUGCAUGAUUACACCUUUUUGAUGCUUUUACAGUGAGGAUAAGUGGUAUACAUUUGCUCUAAUGUUUUGACACCUAAUUAUCAAAAACAUAAUAGUUCACAUCAGGGACUAAUGAUAAUUCUGUUAUGAUUGAAAAAAAUGUUUUAGGACCGACUGCAUCCCAAUUUUCUGUUAUAAUCAAUGGUAC